AUGAGCAAGUUUUUGGCCGAGGCUGUUCCAGGCUAUCGCCCUCCUCACCGAAAUCAAAUUCAACGCGAACUCAAACGUCUUCACAGUGUGUACAUGUCACAGCUGAAACAGAAACUGAUCGAUGUACGUUCGAUGGCAUUGACUACCGACCUCUGGUCUGACCGAAAGAAUCGAUCGUACCUUUGCCUGACUGGUCAUUCUUUGGACAACGAUAUGACCAUGCAAUCGACAAUCAUACAUUUCCAAACCUUCGACGAUCGUCACCUUGCCGCCAAUAUUGGCGCUGAAGUGAAAAGUCGUCUUCGCGAGUUGGAUGUUGAGCAUAAAACAACAACCAUCACUAGUGAUGGUGGAUCAAACAUUCGAGCCGCCUGCGCAACGCAUCUGAAGAUCAGCCGUGUUUGGUGCGUGGCGCAUCGUUUUCAUUUGACCGUUUGUAACGGACUUGGUCUCUGGAAGAAGUUUCUGAAGAAAGAGACUGACAACAGUGAUCAGUAUGGCGUGAUCGAUUCACAAAUCUCCGUCGAUUCUUCUGAUUCUCAAGACCCAGAUGAAGAGAUUAUGGAAACUAGUGACGAGUCUGCAGGUGAAGAAGGUGAUGAAGACGAAGACGAAGACGAAGAUAGAGCGAAUAAUGAUUUAAUUCACGACAGGUGGAGUGAGGAAGUCAUUACAGCCGACGAUUCUCCGAUGGAUGUUGAUGACAACGACAGCGAACAGUUGGAAAUAACGAAGACACAGUUGGCCGAGACAAUACAAAAGUGUAGAUCAUUGAUCAAGUCGGUGAAUCGCUCGCAGAUAUUGACCUCCUUUUUGAACACUGAAAGGACUAACCUCGGUGUCUCUCGCCGAUUGAUGCAGGACUGCAUCACCCGAUGGAAUUCAACGUUCUCGUCUCUCCAGUCUCUACUUCUGAACAAACAAGUGAUAACCAAUCUGUUUGCUAACAAACGACGACUACCAAUCUCUGUGAAACUCGUUGAAAAACUGACAGUGUGCGAACUGUCAAGCGAUGAAUGGGUUAUUAUUAAUCAAAUCGUCUAUGUUCUCAAGCCCUUCUACGAAGCCACGCAACUACUGAGUGGAUC
Molecule: messenger RNA, 1088 nt
Organism: Didymodactylos carnosus
Lineage: Eukaryota; Metazoa; Rotifera; Eurotatoria; Philodinida; Philodinidae
Source: the annotation of a GenBank genome assembly